Molecule: messenger RNA, 1466 nt
Organism: Mangifera indica (mango)
Lineage: Eukaryota; Viridiplantae; Streptophyta; Magnoliopsida; Sapindales; Anacardiaceae
Product: ethylene-responsive transcription factor-like protein At4g13040
Exons: 7
Coding region: 432-1151 (239 amino acids)
Biological process (GO): regulation of DNA-templated transcription
Molecular function (GO): DNA binding; DNA-binding transcription factor activity
Source: RefSeq, a predicted model, not a curated record
GAUGGGUGGUGGUUGUUCUUGAUUUUUGUUUGGCUAUAUGAAAGGUGGUAGGUUGGUGGGGUUGACUUGGUCUUCAUGGAGAUAGACUAACUAUUCUUCUCAAGAAACCACUUUGGGGCAGUUUGCUCAGUUUAACAUGAGCAUUAUUCGGAUUUUACUAUAUACGAUUUAGCAAAAAUUGUGUCUGUAUUAUUGUUUUAAUUUACUCUUGCUUUGUUUAUAAUAGUCACCCUCUAUCUGUAUCCACACAAAAGAUUUAUCUUUUGACCACAACUCAAGCGGGUUGACUGAAAAAGGAUCGUGAAAUGUUUAGCGUACUGGCUGGUCCUUGUUCUAAUUCUAUGUGGGAAUGGUUGGUGUGGUGAGCUGCUAUAUGUUAAAGGACAUCAACUAAAAGCAUUGUGCAAUCUUGAGAAAUAUUUAGGUCCAUCAUGGUGAGUUUAAGAAGGCGCAAGCUACUGGGACUUUGCUCUGGAAAAAGUUUUUUUCUAGCUCCACUUACUUGGAAUUCUGAUAAUGGUAUUACUCCUGACGCCCAGAAUGCCAAUCCUGUCAGUGUACAUCCCAUUCCAUUAGAUGAUGCAAGACAGUCAACAUGGAAAGCCACUGCCAAAUCUGGACCCCUGUCAUCCAAUGUAUCUGGUUCAAGCUCACCAGAAGAAAAACCAAAAUUACAACAUAUUGAAAAAGAGCAACAUAUUAAAUCAUUUCCAGGGCUACCAAUCAAACGCAGAAAGCGACAUCGGAGGAAGCAAAUUCAAAACCAAGAACCCUGUCUAAUGAGAGGUGUCUACUUCAAAAAUAUGAAAUGGCAGGCGGCAAUAAAAGUGGACAAGAAACAAAUCCACUUGGGAACUGUUGGUUCACAAGAGGAGGCUGCUCAUUUGUAUGACAGGGCUGCUUUCAUGUGUGGGAGGGAACCGAAUUUUGAACUCUCUGAAGAGGAGAAGCAAGAGCUUAGGCAAUUCAAGUGGGAUGAAUUCUUGGCGUUCACUCGUCGUUCAAUCACCCAUAAAAAGUACAAGAGAAGACUUGGGGUUGUGCCACAUGAGAGGUCUGAAUCUCCAUUCGAAAAUGGUGAAUGGGACAUUAAGCAAGGAGUGGAUGGUUUCUCGGGGUCAGAAGAUGCAGGGCCAGAUUCAUCAGCCUGAUAUUGGAAGUAAUGUUUGAGAAUGAGGCUGGAUAAUUCUAACAGUUCACAUGUAGCUGAGUGGCUUCCAAUUUUUUCAGUGUAUAAAAGGGCCCUAUUAGGGAAAAUCACAAAGUCAUUCGAAAGCAAGAGAUUCAUAGCAUUAAAUGUAAUAAUUAGUUCAAAGUAUUAGAUAGUCCAUUGGUCUUACUGAUGAACCGUCAAUUCUUAGUACAAAUUGGUUCCAGAGGAAAAUUUUCCUUUUCUGGAAAUUAGUCCGAAUUUAGCGGAAGCUUAUACUGGUAAAAAUUAUAUGAAGGCCUUUCUUUUAUUUCUA